Glossina fuscipes is the source of this 604-nucleotide messenger RNA. RefSeq names its product biogenesis of lysosome-related organelles complex 1 subunit 3 (gene Blos3). Bases 120 to 560 code for a protein of 146 amino acids. Gene Ontology annotation, cellular component: BLOC-1 complex. The record is from RefSeq and is a predicted model, not a curated record. The transcript is spliced from 4 exons. NCBI's taxonomy places the organism in Eukaryota, Metazoa, Arthropoda, Insecta, Diptera, Glossinidae.
AAGAACUCUGUGUCCAGAUUGAGCAUUUUUUACACAUUGCAGCAAAUUUUCGUUUGUUAAUUUGCUGAAUAGCAGAAGAAGAAGGAGCAUUUAAACGAAAACAUUUAGCAAAAUAAAAGAUGAACGAAGUUGUCCAUGGUGAAGCCUCAGAAUCAGAAGAUGAAGCCUUAAAUAUUAACCAAACAAAAAUAAUUUUGGCUUCAGAGGUCACGGGUGAAGCUUCUGAAUCAGAUGAAGAUGUUUAUGAUAAAAAUUUGAACACAGCAGCUGGGAACGACGCCAAUAUAGAUUGUUUGUAUAAAAAUAAUUUACUACAAAGAAAAUUAAUAGAGACCAAUGUUUGCAUGUGGCGUAGUUUAAAUAACUUUGUUAAGAGUUUGGUGACUACGGCCUCAAAACAGUUGCUUAAUACUGAUCAAUUACUUAUUAAAUCUCAAGUGACAAUGCAAGCAGUGCAGUCGUCAUUAAAAGUGGCUCAGAAUAAUAUGAAACAAUUACACGAUAAAUGUGAUGAUGUAUUUACAGCAAAUUUUAUCCCCAAUAUAAAAGUUGAGCAAUAAGAAAAUAUUACAUUAAUGAAAGUUUCGUUUAUAAACAUAUCAAA